GCGUUGAGCCAGUACUCACAUUGGCACUGCUGAUGUCGAAGUGUUGAAAUCUAUGCUUGGAUCAGUCUAUGAUGCGUAGACGUUGUUCUAUUUGUGAACAUCUCACACUACGGUGAAGACAUCGGACCCGACUCGGGAAGCAACCAAGACACGGUGACGACGGAGAUAGAAGUAGGAGAGUGGAUACGGGGACAACAAAGUGAUGCUAUGGAAGGAGCUCCGAAUCAAGGGAAUAAUGGAGCAGGGAAUGGCAACGGAAACGGCCAAGGUGGGCAGUGGGGUUGGGACGGACCCAACUAGAAUGGGCAGAAUAGACCAAACAGGGGCGGACCUAAUGGCCCUCAUGGGCCUAACGGGCCUAAUGGGAAUUGCAACAACGGCGGGAACGGCGGAUGGAACGGAGGGAAUGGAGGAAGGACCAGUGGAGGAUACGGAAACAAUGGCGGAGGAUGGAGCAGAGGGAGCUGGAAUGGAGGAGGUGGAGGAUACUGGAGAGGGGACAAUAAUAGCAGAUGUUGUAACUGUGGCCAAUUUGGACAUUUCGGCAAGGGAUUGCCAAGCGCAAGAAAAACAAGGCGGAAGAUAUAGGCAACAAACUAGUGAUGGCGCCGAAUCACCAGGCGUUGUUGUCAAGUUGCCAAAGGAGGUAGAAGAAUCGCUAGGAACGAUGACACUGUGGUUCAGGAACAACGUGGAAGAAAAGAAGCAGAAAGAAGAACAGAAGAAGAUGGAAGAGGAAAAAAAAGAGGAAAGAGCUGGAGGUGGAGACAAAGAGAGAGAUACUGAAACAAAUUGAAUUAGAGAAGAAAGCAAAAGGUGAUAAGAAAAGGGCAAACGACUGUGGAAUUUGAAAAGGCUCUUGGCGAUGCAAAACGAGCU
Molecule: messenger RNA, 879 nt
Organism: Chara braunii
Lineage: Eukaryota; Viridiplantae; Streptophyta; Charophyceae; Charales; Characeae
Source: the annotation of a GenBank genome assembly